This is a messenger RNA of Prorocentrum cordatum, 1773 nucleotides long. Lineage: Eukaryota; Dinophyceae; Prorocentrales; Prorocentraceae. The record is from the annotation of a GenBank genome assembly.
AUGGUGUCUGCCGCGGCGCGACGCCGGCGGCAGUGGGCGGCCGCGCGGGCGGCUCGCGUUGCUGGCGCCGCUGGCGCCGCCGGCGCUCCCCGCGCCACGGCUGCCGCGGGCGUCGCCGGCGCUGCUGUCGCCGCGUGGGCCGCUGGCGCCGCCGGCGCCGCCGCGGCGCCUCCCGGCCUGCCCGCUAGCGCUGCGGCCCCGGCGCCUCCCGGCCUGCCCGCCGCUGCUUCGGCCGCCGGCGCUGCCGCCGCUGCGGUGGCGGCCGCCGCGGCCCACUGCUCCCCGACCGUACCUGGGCCUGAGCAGGAGCUGGAGUUGAGGGAGCCUGAGCGAGAGCUGAAGCAGGGGGAAGUGCAGCCGCGCGGAGGCGGCUCGCCGGCUACAUCUAUCGGCAAGCGUCCCGACGUCCCUUCGUGGACGCCGUGCCCUCAUCGCGGCCCCCGCCCUCUGGUGCCGAUAGCAUUGGCAGAGAAGGUCCGGCAGCGCGCGACCAGCGCUGGCGCGGUCGUGCUCUCGGACGUGGGGGGCCUCUUCCAAAUCUUUCGUCGUGGCGUUGAGGCUGCGGCCGGGCUUCGCAUCGUCUCGCAAGGGCGCUGGGACUUACUGGUGGAGCUGGCCCCGACACAGCAGCGACAGCGCAGCUUGCGCGGUGCGCCGCGGCGGGAUGGAGCGGAGGCCGACGGGUGCAGCGACAGCAGGCUUCUGGGCGACCAGUGGCAGCGUCCCAAGCUGCCGCUUCGGCCGCUGCCCCGGUGCAGCGGCUUUGCACGCUUCGGGGGGAGCGCAGCGGAGGCCGAUGGAUGCAGCGAUAGUCAUCAAAGUAUCUGCAGCGAUCAGCUGCCUGUCCACCUUUGGUAUUCCUUUGCCGAGGCCGAGGCCAAGGACGGCAUCGCCGAGGAGGCUCCCGCGGAGGCCGCGGAGCUGGCGCGGCUGAGCCUGAGGUCUCAGUCCCCCACUUGCCUGGUCUACGCCGCUGGAGACGAUGGAGGGGCGGAGACCAACGAGGACGAUGAGAAGAAGCAGCUGCGGGACGUGAUCGAGUACCUCAAGGAGAUGGGGAAGAUGGAGCCCGCCGACUACAAGGCGGUCAUGCGCCGCCUCUUCAAGACAUGGCAUCCAGACAAGGUCGGCGACACGCCGAUCGCGAAUCGCAUCUUCCACCUCCUGCGUACGCAUGAGGCUUGGUACAAGAGGAAGGCCGCCGGCGAGGCCGUCGCCGACGACAGCUGGCUGGACUCGGCAGGUCUGGACCCCAACGAAAAGCCGGAGGGCGACCUCCUCGCGAUCGAGUCUGGAGAGGCUCCGAAGGAGGCCCCGACCGACGGCCAGGGCUCGUGGUUCCACGAGUUCGAGAAGGAGAUGCUGCAGGCCAAGGAGGACCGCGACGCGGGGAAGACGGGCAGAGCCGAGGACGACGACAAGGGGCCGAGGGUCGUGAAGCCGCCCAACGCCACGGUGGGACCAGACGGCCAGGUGACCGUCCUGCAGGAGGAGAUCCAGUCCGGCCCGCCGAGGAUCGUGGACAAGCAGCUGGCACCCCGCUUCCUGAAGGAGGCCCAGCUGGAGCUGCACGCGGCGCGGCGGCUGAUGAAGGACUACCAGGACGGCUUCAGCUGCCUGCACCCGAGGGCCGCGACCUUGGGCGAGCGGCGGUGGAGAUGGCCCUCAGGUCUGCGAUGCUCAGGACCUGCGGUGUCGCGGAGGACGAGGUCGCAGGCGGAGCGGCGCACGACCUCAUCGACUUCAUCAAGAGAAUCAAGACUGCCGAGGUGA